Messenger RNA from Carassius gibelio (silver crucian carp), 2111 nucleotides. RefSeq names its product YdjC chitooligosaccharide deacetylase homolog (gene ydjc). Gene Ontology annotation, molecular function: deacetylase activity. The record is from RefSeq and is a predicted model, not a curated record. Gene Ontology annotation, biological process: carbohydrate metabolic process. NCBI's taxonomy places the organism in Eukaryota, Metazoa, Chordata, Actinopteri, Cypriniformes, Cyprinidae. Bases 565 to 1563 code for a protein of 332 amino acids. The transcript is spliced from 6 exons.
UUACUGCUAGCCAGGAGUAACGUACAUCACAAAAACAAUUAGUCCCUUUGAAAUUAUAAACGUUUGUUUGCUUGUUUCUCAGCGGAGUAAAUCUAUAAGCAGUAUGAUAGAUGCGAUUGUACACCACCAUAUGUGAUGGAUAGCAGCAGCUUCUCGUGUUAACACCGACCAGACGAAUAAAGCGGCAGAGUUUUAGAUCUGUCUUAUUAACGAGCCGGUGAUUCCCCGGUAAGCAGCUUUGCCGGAGCUGAGACUCGCGUUUCAUACAAACCGUCUCGACUCGUUUCGUUUCGUUUUGUCUUUAAACAGAUGAUGUUGAAUGACGUGUGGUUUGACGCGUUGACUCAAGGAUCGUUUCCUCAAUGAUUGGGUUUUAUGACUCAGAGAUUAAGACUUCUCUGUCUGUGUUCAUAUGGAAGUUUCUGCCCUUUUAAGAGAUAAAUAAUCGGUUUUAUACGGCUAUUUUAACGGAUAUCUACGUUUCAUCGGCUGUCAGUAAAUAUUGGUCAGUAUCACCGGAUCUCGCUUCAUCGGUUAGUAUUUUUAUAUGUUGGAUAUUCCCUGAUGGCACCAUCUGUUGAGAAUAAGGCAAAACAAAAGCAAGGCGAGGAGAAGAUGCCUCAAGCCAAGGUGAAGCUGGUGGUGACAGGAGAUGAUUUCGGGUACUGCGAGAGAAGAAAUCAAGGGAUUGUGGACUGCUUCAGAUCUGGUGGGAUCUCUAAUGUCUCUCUUCUGGUCAAUGCAGUCUCAGCGGAGCACGCGGCAGAGCUGGCUAAAAGGAAUCACAUCCCCAUCGGACUCCAUGCGAAUCUCUCAGAGGGUCUUCCAGUCUCUCAGGAUCUGAAGGGUUCAACACUCCUCAACAAGGAUGGAUUCUUCCAUGGCAAGAUGGGCUUCCGGGAAGUUUUGCAGAGUGGCCAGCUCAAGAUGUCAGAGGUGGAGGCCGAGCUCAGAGCCCAGGUAAAUCGAUUUUGUGAACUGGUUGGCCACAUGCCCUACCAUAUGGACGGCCACCAGCAUGUGCACAUUCUGCCAGAGGUGCGAGAGGUGUUUGCACAAGUUCUCUCUGAUUUUGGAAUCACCUACACACGGGUCCCCAUAGAACCCGGACUUAAAUUUUGUACCUUCCUCCCGCCGCAUCUGCGGGACUUCAAUGCACAGGUUGAAAAAGAUGCCCUGGAAUCGAUCGAGGUCUUUCAUCGCCAUGGGAUUAGAUGGCCUGACGUUUACCUGGGCCUGAGCACCAUGGGUAAGAACAUGUCUGUGUCCAACCUGAAACGCGCUUUGGGCUUCACGCUGGAAGCUACACUAGAUGACCGUGUGUGCUCCCCAUUGAUACAGUCCAGUGAUGCCACGACCGACUCCUAUUGUCCGGUUACAGCAGAGCUCAUGGUGCAUCCAGGAUAUCCCAGUCAGCCUCACCAGGGCGGAUGUGGAGAAGGACCGGACGACUUCUCACAGUCCGCAGACAGACUACACGAGCUGAAUACUUUGAAGGACCCUUUAGUGCUUAACUACUACAGGCAACAGGGGAUCCACCUCUGUGCCUUUAAAGACUUUUAAACAUCUCAAACAGAGGAUUUGGGGUGUUCUCCUUUAAGAGCUUACCUGAUACCUCAAUUAGUCUUUAGAGUAUGAGUGCUUGGUUUGGGAAAGACAGAAAAAUCGGCAUUCUGUUUCAUUGUGCUGCUUCCAAAGCCCAUAUGAAACAAUUUGAAGCUGCUACUUGAAGUAGAGCCAAAACUAUAUUCUAAUUAUUCAACAGAAACACAAGGUACUAUUAGAUUGACCUGUUUUUAAAUGGUUCAACAAGACAUUUAGUUUUUAAUUUGUGUCCUUAUAAGAGAAAAGUGCAAUUUUAUCUGGAUUUGUUUUUGAAAAUGUUGCCUCAUCCGAGCAAGUUUCUCUCAAAUACUGAUAUUAAUAUUGCAGAGAACUGUUAAUCUUAACAGCAAUUCCAUAUAUGUGUAACAAACUAUAUGAAGAUUUUCAGUCAACUAAACAUGUAGCAAUUACUUUAUAUAUUUAAAAAUGAAAGGUAUUUUUGGUACAGUGUUUUUAACAAAUGUAUUUAUGAUAUUUUAUGAACCUAAAAUAAAGAGUUCAUUUUA